Phodopus roborovskii (desert hamster) is the source of this 3383-nucleotide messenger RNA. RefSeq names its product solute carrier family 25 member 23 (gene Slc25a23). Gene Ontology annotation, molecular function: calcium ion binding; ATP transmembrane transporter activity. Bases 213 to 1616 code for a protein of 467 amino acids. Gene Ontology annotation, biological process: transmembrane transport. Lineage: Eukaryota; Metazoa; Chordata; Mammalia; Rodentia; Cricetidae. The transcript is spliced from 10 exons. The record is from RefSeq and is a predicted model, not a curated record.
GUCGGAGGAGGAGACGCAAGUUCUGGAGCGGGCGGGGACGACUAACAUUUAUCACUUCCAGCAAGUGCCAGAGCUUGGCCCCGCAGCACAGAGGCUACGGUGCGGGUGGUCGCGGGAGCUGGCCCUGAGGGGACCCCGGGGGGGAGGGGGAGCCGUAAAGCCCCCGCCGAGGCCAUCGCUGCGGGGCCUCCCCUCCCCCCCGGGCAAGCGCCAUGCGGGGGGGCUCCGGAGACGCGGAGCGACGGCAACGCUGGGGUCGCCUGUUCGAGGAGCUGGACAGCAACAAGGACGGCCGCGUGGACGUGCACGAGUUGCGCCAGGGGCUGGCCAGGCUGGGAGGGGGCGAUCCCGACCGUGCACAGCAGGGCAUCUCCUCUGAAAGGGACCCUGAUCCAGAUGGUGGCCUCAGCCUGGAGGAAUUCACUCGCUACCUGCAGGAACGGGAGCAGCGCCUUCUGCUCAUGUUUCACAGUCUUGACCGGAACCAGGAUGGUCACAUCGAUGUCUCCGAGAUUCAACAGAGCUUCCGAGCACUGGGCAUCUCCAUCUCGCUGGAACAAGCAGAGAAAAUCCUACACAGUAUGGACCGAGAUGGCACCAUGACCAUUGAUUGGCAGGAAUGGCGAGACCACUUUCUGCUGCACUCUCUGGAGAAUGUGGAGGAUGUCCUGUAUUUUUGGAAACAUUCUACGGUCCUGGACAUUGGCGAAUGCCUGACGGUACCCGAUGAGUUCUCCAGGCAGGAGAAACUAACAGGCAUGUGGUGGAAGCAGCUGGUGGCUGGAGCGGUGGCAGGCGCUGUGUCGCGGACAGGCACAGCUCCUCUGGACCGUCUCAAGGUCUUCAUGCAGGUCCAUGCCUCCAAAUCCAACCGGCUCAACAUCCUAGGGGGCCUGCGGAACAUGGUUCAAGAAGGGGGAAUCUUGUCCCUCUGGCGGGGCAAUGGGAUCAAUGUGCUCAAGAUCGCCCCUGAGUCGGCCAUCAAGUUCAUGGCUUACGAACAGAUCAAGCGGGCCAUCCGGGGGCAGCAAGAGACACUGCACGUUCAGGAGCGCUUCGUGGCUGGCUCCCUGGCUGGAGCCACAGCUCAAACCAUCAUAUACCCCAUGGAGGUACUGAAGACAAGGCUGACUCUGCGCAGAACCGGUCAGUACAAGGGGCUCCUGGACUGUGCAAGGCGGAUCCUGGAGCGCGAAGGGCCCCGCGCCUUCUACCGUGGCUACCUACCUAAUGUGCUGGGCAUCAUCCCCUAUGCUGGAAUUGACCUAGCCGUCUACGAGACGCUGAAGAAUCGCUGGCUUCAGCAAUACAGCCACGAAUCAGCAAACCCAGGCAUUCUUGUGCUCCUGGCCUGCGGCACCAUCUCCAGCACCUGUGGCCAGAUUGCCAGUUACCCCCUGGCACUGGUCCGGACCCGAAUGCAGGCCCAAGCCUCCAUUGAGGGUGGCCCACAGGUCUCCAUGGUGGGUCUGCUUCGACACAUCUUAUCCCAAGAGGGUGUAUGGGGCCUCUACCGGGGCAUUGCCCCCAACUUCAUGAAGGUCAUUCCAGCCGUGAGCAUCUCCUACGUGGUCUACGAGAACAUGAAGCAGGCUCUGGGGGUCACAUCAAGGUGAGGGACUGGGAACAUAUCACCCCAAGAUUCCCUCAUCUUCACCACGGUGUCCCCCAUGCUGAUGUCCUCAACCACUGAUGACUAAUGGCCUGAACAGUGGAUCCUAAUUCCCCACCACAAGCCGCUGGAUUCCAGUACUCAAGUUCCAGGUCCUUGGCCUUGUGUCCUGACCACUAUUUGGCCACUGGAUCCCAGCACUGGAUCCUCAACUUCACAACUUCACAACCAGACCCCCAGACCCCAAAUGCUGUACCUCACACAUCAGCAGUCUGACACUUGAAAUGCAGAACUAUCCACUCAUCCUGGCCCCAAACCCUUAUCCUAAAGCCCCUUGACCCUGCUCAUCCACACCUCAGAGCUGGACCCUGCUUUUGCCUGCCCACCACUGUGUGCUGGGCCUCCCUAUGUAGCGACAGAUGGUCCCAAUGCCCCAAGCAUGGGGGCACACGUCCAUGAACCCCAUAGCCCAGACCUCAGAACCUCUGGGCACCAGACCCUCAAUCACACUGGACCUGAGAUUCCCAAACCUGCCUUAUAGUCCGGCCACUGGAUUCUAGAAGCCAAGAAUUCUCAGCCACAGGGUCCUUACAGAGCAAUGCCAAGAUCCUAGGACUCUGUCCCUGGAUCACUGGAUCACAAAUCCCUCACCACAGACAAUUCAUUUACCUUGACUUGGGGUCCCAUACCCUUCCACCUUGAUGCUGGGUCUACAUUUUAAAUGCCACCCUCAAUCUCACACCACUGGAUCCCAGAGUUCCAAGUCCCAAACCACUGGAUUCUGGUUUCUGGAACCACAGGUGUGUGAGCUCCAAGGUGGGACCCAGAUGCCACCACUGUUAACUUCCAGAUUCCAAAUUUCUUCAACCCCUUCUCUGGAUACCAUCCAUUCUCCCAGAUAAUGCCAGGUUCCGAACCCUUUGCUCCUGCACCCCAAAUUCUCAGACCACUCCCUAAGUCUGGAUCCCAACAGCCCAGUGGCAGCUUCUCAGAUCCCACAGGCAUCCCAGACACACUCUGGAGCCGUUUCCUACUGCAUGAAACCAUACCAUCAGGGAUCCUUCUGGAAGCCCAGACCCCAGACCAGUGGCUCCCCACCAGGCAGUAAGGGAUGAGAGGUCCCACACCACACCCCACAUGAAUGCUGGAUCCCCCCCUUAGCUAAGACACACCUACCCUACCCAGGGGGGACCACUCCCCCAAAUCACCUCCCUCCCCAUCCCCACUCAGCAAUGUCUUCCAUACCCCUGCCCACCUUCCAGGCUAGUAACUUCCAGAGCCCAGGUCCCUCUGGGAGGAUCUGGUCUGCUUGUCAUGGGCGGGCAACUUCCAGGUGAAGCCAGGGGACACAGCCAAGGGGACCUUCUGCAUCCCAGCACUGCCAGCCCUACUCGGGCCUCAGAAAGUCAAAUUAAGGACCAAGACACAGCAUCCUUCCUGAAACCCAGCAUCCAGCUGCAAAAUUAAACAUCCCCAGACUGACUCGGGCUCUAUUUUUCUACCAGACAGAACAAAGUCCCCUGGUUCCCCACCGCAUUCCCAAACCUUCCACACUUCAACAUUGGAGUCUGAGCUUAGGAUAAUUGGGGUGCCCUGUUUGACUCCCUAGUCUUUGGGGACCCCACCAAAGGGCUGUGAAAGAGGAACUGGGAUGUUGAGGGGCAGGAGGACCCAUGGCUCCCACCUCUCCCUCCAGCCCAAACCAAGUCCCACCUCCUGCCUGUGUGUGUCAUUUCAAAAGAAACAAGAAUAAAUUUUCUAAGCUCUUUCA